Suillus bovinus is the source of this 1942-nucleotide messenger RNA. RefSeq names its product major facilitator superfamily domain-containing protein. Gene Ontology annotation, cellular component: membrane. Gene Ontology annotation, biological process: transmembrane transport. The coding region runs from base 285 to 1718 and encodes 477 amino acids. Gene Ontology annotation, molecular function: transmembrane transporter activity. NCBI's taxonomy places the organism in Eukaryota, Fungi, Basidiomycota, Agaricomycetes, Boletales, Suillaceae. The transcript is spliced from 11 exons. The record is from RefSeq and is a predicted model, not a curated record.
UCCGUAUCUAGAUUAUAUCUCCGCGAGCCCUGGUUGCUCUGUGGUUUUCUUCCAUCUUAGUUCUGCCUUCUACCAACAAUUCUACCACAACUGCAUGCCACGCACACGGUCAUUGGUUAUACUAUAUGCGCAACCAAACAUGAAUUUGUUCAAAGCGGCCCGGGUACCCUAUUGGGUGCCAGUUGAUAUUUAAUCGAUGGUGCCCCACCAUUAUCUUUGCUUCCCACCUGCACCUCAUAAAGAGGCUCGUCAACCCUUUCUGUUGUGUUGUUGUUUUUUGAACGAUGUCUGCUCUCAGCAACGAGAAAUCAGAAAUAGUUCAUGUCUCGUCUGGUUUACCCAGCCAUGCCCGUGAUGAUCUCGAGAGGAGAUUGGUAAGGAAGCUCGAUCUACGUCUGUUCCUGAUCGUGCUUUUGUAUGCCCUGAACUAUAUCGACAGAGGGAAUGCUAGUAGCGCACGGUUAGGAGGUUUUGAGAAAGACUUGCACCUGCAGGGGACUCAAUACGCGACCAUCUUGUCUGUCGUCUAUGUGGGAAUGUGUGUCAUGCAAGUGCCAGCGAAUAUGUUUCUGCACUGGCUAGAGAGACCUGCUAUCCUGAUUCCAUGGACUAUGGUGACAUGGGGCGCAGUAUCAACAUUGACAGGGGCCACACAGAAUUAUACCGAGGUUCUUCUCGCCCGUUUAUUUCUUGGUUUUGCUGAGGCACCCUUUUUCCCUGGCACCAUAUAUCUUCUUUCGGGAUGGUACAAGCGAGACGAGCUCGCUGUGAGAACGACUCUCGUAACUUGUGGAGCCGUGCUCAGCGCUGGUUUCGGAUCCUUCUUUGCAUCUGGUAUACUUACAGGCAUGCAGGGAAAACUUGGUCAAGCUGGAUGGAGAUGGUUGUUUUACAUCGAUGGCGGCAUGACCAUCGUAGUCGCGAUUUGUGCGAUGUUUCUACUCCCUAAUUUCCCUCACAACACUACAUGGCUCACUCCGGAGGAAAGAUCGCUCGCCAUAUCUCGCCUUGUAGAUGAUGGCUAUGGAAGAAUUGACGGGCUCGGCAAACGGAGCACCGUGCGAGGACUGUGGGAUGCUUUGUCCGACUGGAAGGUAUGGUGGUUCUCAGUCGCGUCCAUUAUCGAUUGUAUGGCGUUGUCAUUCGUCAUUUACUUCCCGACGAUUGUCGCAACUAUGGGAUAUGAUAUGACGACGACUUUGCUGCUCGCCGCUCCUCCAUGGGUGCUUUCCGCCGUUGGUGCUUUUUUUCUUUCAAGGUACUCUGACAGUACGAGAAAACGUUGCAUAUACAUUUUUGCAUCGAAUGCAUUCGCUGCCCUUGGAUUCAUUAUAUCCAUCUGUACGAUGAACAUGGUCGCACGUUAUGUUUCCCUGUUUCUGAUGGCUCAGAUCGCCGCAGGACAAAUUAUUCUCUGGGCUUGGAUAAACAACACUUUUGCUAGAGAACCUGCAAAGCGAGCUGUUGCUAUCGCCUUGAUAAGUUCAAUAUCUGCGGCGGGGAACAUCGUCGGAUCGUUUCUCUGGCCUAUCACCUGGGGCCCGACAUAUCGUUAUUCCUACGCCAUCUGCGUCACGGCGCUUGGGGUAUCGACAGUCAUGCUUGGUAUCAUGUAUUUGCAUUUGAAGCGGGUGAAUCAGCAGAUUGAGAGGAACGAGCAGAAUGCAAAAGACAUCAACGACCUUCAGGACCCUGUUGGUUAUAGACAUCUGGUGUAGUCAACGAUCCAUGCGAUUCUCACGCUAAGAAGGUAUGGGCAAAACUGCUUCUCAUCCCGCAUGACACAAUGCAAUGAUGAUUAUGAUAUUUACGUGGUUUUUACUGUGGUAGCUUUUUCUAUCACACAUCUUAUCGAAUUGGCUUGAUCAGUGCCAUAUAGCUCUGCUGUGUAAAACCACGUCAUCCUACUCUUCUACGUAGUUGGCGCACUGGCACUGCUGAG